Messenger RNA from Quercus robur (English oak), 483 nucleotides. Its product is annotated as protein NUCLEOLAR COMPLEX ASSOCIATED 4-like. Bases 1 to 483 code for a protein of 160 amino acids. The transcript has 5 exons. Gene Ontology annotation, biological process: ribosome biogenesis. Lineage: Eukaryota; Viridiplantae; Streptophyta; Magnoliopsida; Fagales; Fagaceae. Gene Ontology annotation, cellular component: nucleolus; small-subunit processome; Noc4p-Nop14p complex. The record is from RefSeq and is a predicted model, not a curated record.
AUGUUUCCGCCUACUUCCCACGAUCCUACGAAGGAUCCCGAUUUUGAAAACCUUGGUUUGGUUCUUGUGACUCUCCACCAGGCCGUCAUUCCUUAUCUGUCUAAUCCCAUAAUGUUAUGUGAUUUUUUGACGAGAUCAUAUGGCAUUGUUGGUGUUGUCAGUGUCAUGGCUCUUAGCAGUCUCUUCAUCCUCGUGACACAGUAUGGUUUAGAGUACCCUAACUUUUAUGAAAAGCUUUAUGGUUUAUUGGUCCCUUCUAUCUUCAUGGCAAAACAUCGGGCAAAAUUUUUCCAGCUUCUUGAUUCUUGCUUAAAGUCUACACUUCUCCCGGCAUAUUUGGCAGCUGCUUUUGCUAAGAAAUUGAGUCGGCUGUCACUUUCAGUUCCUGCUUCAGGAUCAUUGGUUAUUAUAGCUCUGAUUCACAAUCUUUUACGAAGACAUCCUUCAAUCAACUGUUUAGUGCACCAGAAUAACAUAACAUAA